Bipolaris maydis ATCC 48331 is the source of this 1073-nucleotide messenger RNA. RefSeq names its product D-isomer specific 2-hydroxyacid dehydrogenase. Gene Ontology annotation, molecular function: oxidoreductase activity, acting on the CH-OH group of donors, NAD or NADP as acceptor; NAD binding. Lineage: Eukaryota; Fungi; Ascomycota; Dothideomycetes; Pleosporales; Pleosporaceae. The record is from RefSeq and is a predicted model, not a curated record.
AUGUGGGCCUUCGGCGCCGUUGGAACCCUCCGAAAACUCCGGCUGCAAAAAGAGGUUGCCAUCGGACACGACCGAGGGGCAUUCUUCGGCAAGUCCCCAUCUGCUGGCAAAGGAGCUAAGCCGACUGUGUACCUCCUUGAUGCCUUCCAUCCUACAGCCGUGAAACAUGCGCAAUCUUUGUUUGACGCCAUUCUUCCUGAUGACAGUCGACAUGCUGAGUGGCGGGAAAAGGCGGAGUAUCUGCUCAUCCGUAGCUCGUACCUGACAGCGGAUGAUGUAAAGUUGGCCCCUAGACUCAAGGCGCUUGGCAAGCAAGGUGUUGUAGGUAUUGAUAAGAUCGAUGCCGCAGCAUGCCGCGAACGCGACAUCAAAAUCUUCAAUACCCCCGGUGUCAAUGCACAGGCUGUUGCCGAAACAGUGCUCACUCUGACCAUGUCUGUGGCACGUCAAGUAGGCCGCAUUAUCGCACUGCAAAGCGCUGGAAAGACCAUACCAAAGGAAAAGUAUUCUGGUCUCAUAAUAAGCCAAAAGACCAUUGGAAUAGUCGGUAUGGGAAACAUAGGUCAAAAGGUGGCCAGGGUAUUCCAGGGAGGCUUGGGCUGCAGCAUCGUCGCAUAUGACCCACUGCUGCCAGAAGACGCGUGGACAGACAUACCUCACACGCGCGCCAAAUCGUUGGAGCAAGUUUUGGAAACUUCUGAUGUCGUUACACUUCACAUUCCGCUUCUCCCUCAGACGCGAAAUCUUAUUGAUUACACACAAAUUUCCCCGAUCAAGCGGAACGCGAUUCUCAUCAAUGCCGCACGUGGUGGCAUUGUUAAUGAGGCCGACUUGGAGCGAGUGCUGAAAGAGGAGCUCAUCUUUGGUGCGGGUCUCGAUUGCCAUGAGCAAGAGCCACCCACACAGGAGCGAUAUGGCGGGCUUUGGGGCACCGGCCGCGUAGUAAGUACACCACAUGUUGGUGCCGCUACUGCUCAGACGCAGAUAGAGACGGCUAUGGCAGCGAUCGAUCGAUUGGCCGAGUACAUAAGGAGUCAAUAGUUGAAUGACAUUUGAUCCCAAAAAUUGCAGUC